AUGGUUGCCCGCUGGCGUGGUAAAAGGAUUUGGCCCGCUAGUCACCUGCCCAGCUGGCAACACCGCGCUUCCUCCGUCCUCCGCCCAUCCGCCCCCCCCCCUCCACCCCUUCCCCCCCCUCUUCCAGUACAAAUUAUCCAAAUCAUUCGUCAAAAUAACGGUACCCUGGGGCUGCGUCACUUCCGCCCGCUGAGCCGCCACCUAUCUCCUCUUUCACCCAUCAAACUCGAGAACAAAGGGUAUUUAAGGAUGAAAGGAGUAAGGAUAAUUUCUAUUCAACCAUCGCCCACUUUCUCCGGAGGCCAUCAUGUAAGACGAGAAAGCACUUUCGCUCCAUCCAUUCAUGAAGCGAUGAAAGUAAGAAGCCGAGGAAUGGUUGGAUGCGAUGGUUACAUCGGAAGGGAUGCCCUGCCCUAUUUACAAGGAACCCAGACUAUUUUCCGCUCAGAAACUAACACAUGAGAGAUAUCUAGUAUUAUGUAUUUGUCUUCACAUGUUUAUUUUCAUUUUAGGAAAAAAAAAAAUUGAGAUAUAAAACAUAUAACAUAUAUAAAAAUUGUUGGUUGAAUCAAUACUGUUUUCAAAUCUUACUUAUAUACCUCAGAAAAAAAUUAUCUUCUUUGGGACUUAUGAAGAAAAUAAAACAUAUAUUUGGCAAAAGAAUUUAGUUGGCGAUGCAACCGAAAGUAAAAAAAAAUAUAAAACAAAUCCAGUGAUAAUUUUUUUUUGUAUAUGUGU
Messenger RNA from Nezara viridula (southern green stink bug), 738 nucleotides. The record is from the annotation of a GenBank genome assembly. Lineage: Eukaryota; Metazoa; Arthropoda; Insecta; Hemiptera; Pentatomidae.